Daphnia magna is the source of this 1025-nucleotide messenger RNA. RefSeq names its product methyl-CpG-binding domain protein 3 (gene MBD-like). The record is from RefSeq and is a predicted model, not a curated record. The transcript has 5 exons. Gene Ontology annotation, molecular function: DNA binding. The coding region runs from base 25 to 774 and encodes 249 amino acids. NCBI's taxonomy places the organism in Eukaryota, Metazoa, Arthropoda, Branchiopoda, Diplostraca, Daphniidae.
GUUUAGGUUUUCUAAAUAGACAAAAUGGCCAAAGUUGACAGGAAAAGGUUCGAGUGUAAUGCGUUACCCAAGGGUUGGACUCGAGAAGAAGUGGUAAGAAAAGCAGGUCUCUCGGCUGGAACGAAAGACAUAUUUUAUUACAGUCCGAAUGGGAAAAAGUUUCGAAGUAAGCCUCAGCUGGUACGUCACUUGGGUGAUGCUGUUGAUUUGACAACAUUUGACUACAAGACAGGAAAAAUCAAUGCAAUACUUUUAAGAAAGAAUCGCAAGAAGGCUCAACCUGACUUGGCAAGAGGAUUCCGUAAUGACUUGUCCGUCAUCCCUCCAAUCAGGCAAACAGCCAGUAUUUUUAAGCAACCUGUUACCAUUGUGAAAUCACAAGAGUGCAAAGUACGACAUGAAUUGAAGCACGGUCGCCAAGAGAAACCCAGACAGCUUUUUUGGGAGAAACGGUUAGAGAACCUCAAAUUUCUGAACUCUGGAAGUGAAGAGAACAGUCGCCUUCCCCCUUCCAUCAAGCCAAUUGGCCCUAAUGUCAACUCUGACACAGCACUUCAAUCGCUAGUUUCUUCUUUGCACACGGUCAUUCAAGGAGUCUCAAUAACUGGCCAGACCGGAUCCAAAUCAGCCUUGGAAAAGAACGCCGGGGUGUUUCUCAAUCCUGAUCAACCUUUGGUUCAGGGUCUUGUGAUAUCGGAGAGCGACAUUCGCAAGCAAGAAGAAAGAGUCCUUUCUGCCCGCGUGAAACUACAAGAAGCUCUUCGUUCGUUAUGAUUUUCUUCUUGGUGAAAUAUAUAUAAUUUUUUUUAAAUUUUCUCCCAGCACGAAACAUCAAACCAGAAAAAGACAAAAAAAUAAUACGUGAUGAUUCUUCUUCUAUGUGUCUCAAAGCCUCAACUUUAUAAUGGUGUGUAAUAUCGUCUCCCGCGUUCCAUUCUGGGUGCGUGGUAUUUUGUAUUCCCCGACUGGUUUAACAACAACAACUCUUCAUGUUCUAAAUGACUCAAAUACAAAACAAAAUCUGA